Messenger RNA from Ilex paraguariensis (yerba mate), 920 nucleotides. The record is from the annotation of a GenBank genome assembly. NCBI's taxonomy places the organism in Eukaryota, Viridiplantae, Streptophyta, Magnoliopsida, Aquifoliales, Aquifoliaceae.
GUGUGGGGUGUAAGCGUUAAUGGAGAAGCCACAGAACUGCUGUCAUGGUUCCAUGGGACUGCGAAAUUCUUCAAAUUAUUACCAUCUCCUUUGACCGAUCAAAAUCAAAAACAAGACCCAUUCGCCCAUCGACGACCAUUAGCUGCUAUCUGUGACGGUGCUUCUUCGGCGCUUUUUUGUUCCAUUAACUUUUUGUCUUUGAGAGGAGGUGAAAUUGUGAAAAGUAUAAAAUUCAAAAGUUCCGUGUUAGAUAUUGCAGUCAAUAGGAUCUCUGUUGUCAUAUCGUUUUUAGAAAAAAUUGCCAUAUUUAACGCUCUUACUUUGGAGAACUAUCAUACUAUCACCACUUGUUAUGUCAGUCCUGGAUUCAAUCUAAAUCCCAUCGCCUUAGGGCCAAGAUGGUUGGCUUACUCAGAACAACGUUUGAUCCCAAACUUGAAAUCAGCUGGUGGUUGCGAAGUAGAAAGUGCGCCGUCGUACACGGCGACAGUUCUGAAUGCGGCUAAAACUCUCAGCCAAGGUCUGCGAGAGUUGAGCGGCUCUGUUGCCAGCAGCUUUUCCGGUAAUCUGUCAACUUCGCCUCUAACCAGUUCGUAUAUGCCAUUGGCCAGUGGUUUCCAUCGAAGUGACUCAAGUUCUAGUAUUAAUAGCUCGAAUGCUGGCGAGCUUUUGCAGCCCGGCAUCGUUACCAUUGUCGACGUAGAGACUAAAUUAUCCGCAGACGAAGCAGAUCGUAAAGAUGGAAUCAUCGCACACUUCGUCGCCCAUCCUGAAUCGAUUGUUUCCUUAUGCUUUGACUCAUCCGGAGUACUAUUACUAACAGCUGAUCGUAAAGGUCAUCGGUUUCAUGUAUUCCGAAUUCAACCGCAUCUGCUUGGAUCUUCGUACGCGUCCGUUCAUCAUCUUUAUGUCCUUUAUCG